Dermacentor andersoni is the source of this 1707-nucleotide messenger RNA. Lineage: Eukaryota; Metazoa; Arthropoda; Arachnida; Ixodida; Ixodidae. The record is from RefSeq and is a predicted model, not a curated record.
UCACUGAGAAAAGAACGUGAGUUACAGCUAGAGUUGCUCGAUCAUCUAAUAUAACUCUAGUUCGCGCGACAAUGUGGCACAACUUCCAAUAUGACCAACAUUACGAUCGACAGCACCGAUUUCGUGUCACACUUCAUCGUUUGAUCAGUGUUGUGCAAGACCUCUACAUCAGAACAAUCAAGUAAAACAAAACAAAAAAAUUACCCGGAGCCUUUCCCGAGCCGCCACUACGUAGGGAUACCACGUUCGGUCCUUGUCACUUGGUCAGAAAUAGCUGUUUAGCGGAGCAACUGCUUCACGAGUGCGCGCAUACCGAAUAAAAUUUGUUUCAAGCCAACGUUCUCGAGUGACGCGGCAUAAAAAAAAGGCAUCGCGCAGAGUUCACCGGUGCACGAAUUCAGAAAUGCAGCCUAAUAGUAUGCGGCUCUCAUGGUCGCAGGUUGGCACAAUCCCUGCAGACUGUGUACGUUCCUCCUGGUCUCGUCAACGCUUCUGUUCCCGAGAACAGCACGAUGCUCGCCUUCCACCUGUCCCGCGUGGCCACGCGUCUCUUCCGGACGCUGGUGCCGCUGGCAAGCGCGGAGGGCGGCCAGUGCUCGGUGCCCUCGGCGCUGACGCAGCAGUCGCAGCGAUCCCUUGUCCGACUCCGCAAGUGUCUGGCCAAGGACGCGCAGUCGCUGCCUUCGCAGCUCCAGCCCCGAGCUUCGGACGUGUUGUGAGACGGCGAAGGGCGGGAAGGCGGGGAAGCCGGGUCCGCCAUACUGGCGCAGACAGCCGCCCUCGGCCUCGCCUUCGCGGCGUUCAAGGAGAUGCUUCGCGCCGAUCUCAUCUGGCGACUCAACUUCCGAUUCGCUUCCCUCGCCAACGUUUCGGCCGACCAGCUGUUUUUCCUGUACUACGUGCUCGAGAACUGCGAGCACAGCGACCGCACGCACCGCGCACAGGAGUACGGCGCCUGGCGUCGGCUGCCGGCCGAGCAGCGGGUCAACCUUCCCCUCCGGCAGAUGGCGCACUUUGCCGAAGCCUUCGGGUGCAAACCGGGCCGGAGCGCCAUGGCGCCGAUGAACCGCUGCGGAGUGCUGCGGUGGCCUACACCAAGGCCUAGUCUGCGGAACGACGAUUGAUAGACGCUCGACACCCACGUGUAACGAUAGCCGAGUUCGAGGCCAAUGGUGACUCCACUAGUUUGUCUAUAAUGGGGUGCCCAUCAGUAUUAUUCAGCUUUAUUAUAGCGAGUAGCUUGUGUGCCCAGGUCGCUUACGCUGUGAUGAGGACUUUAGAGAGCCGCUUUCGGGUCUUCGCGUCUGUUUCUUGGAACAGUGCCGGGAAAGCUUGACAACCCAGUGCGAUCAAUAAUGCGCAUAUUUUUUCAUAAACGGAGUUAAAAGCAUGACCGGGCGCAAUAUAAUAAAGCAUGCACCGACAUCGUAGUCUGCCAAAAUAUGCUUACGAAGCGUUUCGUUUUGUACGGCAGCUACACGUAUCCGGAAUAAUCGCAAGGAACCUCGCGACUAUCAGUGUCAUUUAGAUAUUACGCUUGCCUUUCCGCUUAUUGUUGUAUAAGGUACCAAAGUUUGCAAUUGAAGCCGUGAUGACUGUCGUUAUGUUUUCUAAAUGCUAUUGAAAAAUCAACAUGGCUAAUAUGUGGACGUCCUUCUUAAUAAAGGAGCCCAACUGAUUGCCGGGAUUGCACAUUUCUUUAUUGCG